CCUCUUCCAUUUCCCUCCCCUCUCCCGUCUCAUCUCUCCAGCACACAAACCAUAACUCUUUCCCCUCUCUCUUUUUUCCCCCACACUUUCCCGGGAAACAAGCACAAAAAUAAUGCCUUCCAUCAGCGGUGUGCAAACUACCAAUGAAGACUCCUUGGACGCUCCUCCUAAUCAUCACAAACACAAACCCUCCUCUCGAGACUCCCGUGACCUACCUUCUUUAAUGUUGUCUCCUUGUUACCCCAUCACUCUCAAGUUCAUUGAUGUUAGCUACCGGGUAAAGAUGGAGAAUACCGGAAAAGGCAGCAUCAAGCGUUUAUUUACUCAUGGGACCACGACGUCUGAUCAAGGAUCAACGGCAGCCAAACAGGAAAGAACGAUCUUGAACAAUAUAACCGGCAUGGUGUCCCCCGGUGAAAUCCUAGCCGUUCUUGGACCUUCUGGUAGUGGGAAAUCAACGCUGCUCAGUGUUCUGGCGGGAAGGAUGCAUGGACACGGGUAUACCGGAACGGUUCUUGCGAACAACAGAAGGCCUACUAAACAGACGGCGAAACGCACCGGAUUUGUCACUCAGGACGACGUUCUAUACCCGCACCUCACCGUCCGGGAAACGCUGGUUUUCUGCUCCCUGCUCCGCCUCCCCAACACGCUGUCGAGGAAAGAGAAGACGUCGGUAGCCGAGUCGGUGAUAUCGGAAUUGGGUUUAACAAAAUGCGAGAACACCAUAAUUGGAAACGGUUUCAUCCGCGGCGUGUCCGGCGGUGAAAGGAAGAGGGUGAGCAUAGCCCACGAGAUGCUGAUAAAUCCUAGUUUGUUGAUUCUCGACGAACCCACGUCUGGUUUGGACGCAACGGCAGCGCACCGGUUGGUUUCCACUUUGGGAAGCUUAGCUCAAAAGGGGAAGACCAUCGUGACAUCCAUGCACCAGCCGUCGAGCCGGGUUUACCAGAUGUUUAACUCCGUGCUGGUGUUGAGCGAAGGGAGAAGCUUGUAUUUUGGAAAAGGUUGUGAAGCUAUGGCUUACUUCGACUCCAUCGGUUUCUCGCCGUCUUUUCCCAUGAAUCCAGCGGAUUUCCUCCUUGAUCUCGCCAACGGUGUUUGCCAUCGUGAUGGCUCAAGCGAAAGAGAGAAGCCAAAUGUGAAACAGUCCCUGGUUGCCUCCUACAAUGCAUUGUUGGCUCCCCAAGUAAAAGUUGCCUGCAUGGAUAAAAUCCCUGUGUCAUCCAAGGACAUGCAUUUUGUUGGAAGCCAUUCUUCUGGAAAAGAACACAGAAAUAGAUACAACAUCCUCAGCCUUUCCAUGUGGUUCUAUCAAUUCGGCAUCCUCCUGCAGAGAAGUCUUAAAGAACGAAAGUACGAGUCCUUCAAUGCCCUUAGAAUCUUUCAAGUGAUCAUGGCAGCACUCCUAGCUGGUUUAUUGUGGUGGCAUUCUGAUUAUCGAGACAUUCAGGAUCGUCUUGGCCUCCUCUUCUUUUUUGCUAUCUUCUGGGGAGUUCUACCAUCCUUCAAUGCAGUCUUUGCCUUCCCUCAAGAACGAGCUAUCUUCAUGAAAGAGCGUGCUUCAGGGAUGUACACGCUGUCUUCAUAUUUCAUGGCACGAAUAAUUGGAGACAUGCCUAUGGAGCUGAUCCUUCCCACAGUUUUCCUCGCUGUGGCAUACUGGAUGACUGGACUCAAACCUGACCCAGUUACAUUCCUCCUCACGCUCCUUGUUCUCCUUGGGUAUGUCCUCGUUUCUCAAGGGCUCGGUCUAGCAUUAGGCGCAGCAAUCAUGGAUGCCAAACAGGCUUCCACCAUAGUCACUAUGACCAUGCUAGCAUUCGUGCUCACUGGAGGAUUCUAUGUACACAAGGUACCAUCCUGUAUGGCCUGGAUCAAGUACAUUUCUACAACAUUCUAUACAUACAGGCUGCUCAUCAAUGUCCAGUAUGGCAGAGGUGAGAAAAUUUCAGAACUCUUGGAAUGCUCACGCUCCAAUAGCAAUAGGGCAAGUUGCAAGUUCAUUGAGCAAGACAUUGAAGGGCAAAUAAGCCCUGGGGUGAGUGUUGGUGUCAUGAUUUUGAUGUUGGUAGGAUAUAGAUUAUUGGCUUAUCUUGCACUAAGGCGCAUAAAAGCUUGAGCCUUUUGUUUUAACUGGAUAGGGGUUGAUGAUGCUAAUUAACAAUAUAGUUCUUCUCAAUUGUAAUUUUCGGAAUUAAUAUUGAUAAAAAAUGAUUGCCAAGUGAUAUAGCCUUCCCAUUGAAGGAGUAAAGGAAGUGUUUACAAUUGCACAAGUCAAUGUGUAAUGUGAAAUUGUGAAUACCCUUGUGCCAAAAUAUAUACAUAAAAGAGAAAAAUGGAAAUGUUGAUUCCUGUACUGCAUUAAAUUUCAGUCUAUUUU
Messenger RNA from Rubroshorea leprosula, 2380 nucleotides. The record is from the annotation of a GenBank genome assembly. NCBI's taxonomy places the organism in Eukaryota, Viridiplantae, Streptophyta, Magnoliopsida, Malvales, Dipterocarpaceae.